CAACUCCCCCCAAAGUCUUUCCUUCACGAUAUAUCUGUACCAGCCAUGCCUCCGCGAGGAAAUGAAGGCCUUGACUUCACCCCAAUACUGACCCACUACCUCUUUCUCUUCACCUCCAUCCUUGCCGUCGUUGGCUGGUUUGUAGCCUUCAUAUCCCAGGCUGUUGUCACCGCAGAACGCGGCCACGGUGAUGUCGGCGUCCUGUGGUUCGCCAUUUUUCUUCAACUCUUCCUCAUCCUCGGCGUCUUCUACACCCUCGCAAGCGAUUCGAUAGCAAUGCAUCGCUUUCAGAUAUCCGUCUUUGGCUCAAUCGCAAUCACCUUCGCAGUCAUCGGCGUCAACCAAGGCAUUUUCACCGGCAUCGCUUCCCUUGGUGCCAUGGCCGCAGGCUGGCUCAUCCUCUCCGUCGUCGACAUCCUUUGGGUCCUCUACUUCACCUCCGAGGAAGACUCCCUUACUCUUCACAUCUUCAACUCUCUCGGUACAGGCGGCCUCACUCCGCCCUCGCGCAGGCGCAGGGGAAAUCGCGCACAGUCCGUUCACAACAUGGGCGUCGGAAAUGGUUACGGAGUUGGCGGAGGAGGAUACUCGUCACCAUCGGCUGUCGGUGCUACUCCAUACGACGCCAAAGCCCCCAACAGCUUCGGUCCUACUGCGGGCGUUAGAAGUCAGGGCAGCUUGCACACUGCGAGUCUCCACGAUGGUGUUGUCCCGAAGAGCUCAACUGGCGUCAAUGGUAGCUUGAACGGCGGUACCCCCGCGAUGCCCAUGGCCAACCUACCGGCUGAUAGUGCGGGUAUGGGCUCGCCGCUGAUGGGCCCCGGGGCAGCUGGCGUUGGAGCGGGAGGUGGUCCUCUUCCUGAGGAUACGAGUGCGACUCCUUCGGAUGGCAACUACAUGUAUAAGGCGAAGGCUCUGUACGCUUACUCGGCAUCUGCGGACGAUCCAAACGAAAUUUCCUUCGCAAAAGGAGAGAUACUCGAUAUCAUCGACAAGAACGGGAAAUGGUGGCAAGCAAAGAAAGCGGAUGGUACCAUUGGCAUUGCGCCAUCAAACUACCUGCAGAUUGUCUAACGAACCUCCCGUUCGCGCUCGCUCCCUGCUUCAUCAACAUCAGAUCUAUCUAAUCACUCCUUGAAUCACGACGAUGACGGAAUGCUCUACGAAACCCUCCCUAUCCUCUACUCCCGACAACCCGCAAACAUGCACAUACCCCUUGAAUAAUAUAAGCGAGCCUCCCUAUCCCUUGGACUUCUCCUUUCAUGACACAGCCGCUUGACAUCCUUCAUUUCUCCGGAGCUCGCUCGUUCUCCGUUUAUUGUAUAUUUUCGGGACUUUCAUUCACUUCUACACCGUUCUUGCCCUACCCAGCAAGCCCCCGAUAUUUCCGUUCGUCUCGUGUUGUUCCGUGUCUGCGACUCUGAUUCUCUUCUUGUCAAAUUAUUGGAUAGGAUCUCUCCCAUCCCAUCUCUUCAUCUCUUUUCCCCGCUCUCCUCCCGAGUCUAUAUCCUUUGUUUCAUUCUCAUUCUCAUUAUUUCUUUGUCUUCCC
Stereum hirsutum FP-91666 SS1 is the source of this 1549-nucleotide messenger RNA. RefSeq lists its product as uncharacterized. The transcript has 5 exons. The coding region runs from base 46 to 1074 and encodes 342 amino acids. Gene Ontology annotation, molecular function: protein binding. Lineage: Eukaryota; Fungi; Basidiomycota; Agaricomycetes; Russulales; Stereaceae. The record is from RefSeq and is a predicted model, not a curated record.